Molecule: messenger RNA, 1790 nt
Organism: Pieris rapae (cabbage white)
Lineage: Eukaryota; Metazoa; Arthropoda; Insecta; Lepidoptera; Pieridae
Gene: Kynu
Product: kynureninase-like
Exons: 1
Coding region: 269-1549 (426 amino acids)
Biological process (GO): NAD+ biosynthetic process
Cellular component (GO): cytoplasm
Molecular function (GO): kynureninase activity; pyridoxal phosphate binding
Source: RefSeq, a predicted model, not a curated record
AUCAUUUUAUAUUUAUAUUUAAUUAAGAUCAAUAAAAUGGUAAUCAAAAUGUAAGCGUGGUUAUAAUAGACAUAAGCUAUCACUUUUAUGACUUUAUUAUCACGAUUUGCCAUUUAUACAAAACGUAAGGCACGUGCGAACUACAUCGUGAUUUUACCAAUCAUAUCAUCUUUAUUACUCAGUCAUAAAGAGUAAUCCAACUGAAAAAUACACUUAACAAAACAUAUUCACUAUCUUAGCGUGUGCGAGACUAAUAUAUUUAUGAUCCAUGGAAGCCCAGUUUAAACCCGGGUCGAACUUAGCCAAAUUCCUCGACAACAAUGAUCUUCUCGGAUACGUCCGACAAAAAUUUUACAUAAAGGAAAACUAUAUUUACAUGUGUGGAAACUCACUAGGGCUAGCUUCCAAAGAUUCCGAAGAUACAGCUCUAAAAGUUUUUGACAAAUGGAAGAACGAAGGUGUAAACAUUUGGAAUGUAGAUGAUAACAAAUACUAUAUGUAUUCAAUGCAUCUAGCUAAAUUAAUGGCACCCAUCGUUGGAGCAGAUCACGAUGAAAUCGCCAUCGUGUCAGCUACCACAGUUAAUAUCCAUCAGCUGAUAAGCACGUUUUACAAACCCACCAAGGAUCGUUACAAAAUCCUAUUAGACAAUAUUAAUUUUCCGACAGAUAGGUACGCCAUUGAGAGCCAAGUAAGAUUAAAGGGUUACACACCGGAAGAAGCGAUAAAAGUAGUCGAAUGUGCUGACAAAUAUAUCAAAGAAGAGGACGUUAUAGCUGCCAUGACAGAAGAUGUCGCAAUAGUGUUUCUACCAGUUGUCUAUUACAGAACAGCUCAAGUCGUAGAUACAAAGAAAAUAACCGAAGCCGCAAAAAAGAGAGGUAUUCUAAUUGGCUGGGACUUAUGCCACGCAGUUGGAGUACUUGAAAUGGAUUUUAAGUCUUUAGAUAUAGAUUUCGCUGUGUGGUGCACUUACAAAUACCUGAACGGCGGUCCUGGUUCACCUGCCGCUCUAUAUAUUAACAGGAAGCAUUUUAAUCACCAGCCUGGGUUAGCCGGGUGGUUUGGAAACCGAUCGGAGACACAAUUCAUGUUAAAGCAAAAUUUCGAACAUCGGAAGGACGCUGGGGGCUGGCAGAUAGGAACACCGGCUUUGUUGUCAAUGGGAGCUUUGGAGGGAUCCCUCAAGAUGUUUGCUGAUGUCGGCAUGGUGGCGAUUAGGAAGAAAUCAUUGCGGAUUACGGGAUACCUUAUUUACUUGAUUGAUGAGAAGUUGAGCAAGUUUGGUUUUUCGGUUGGCAAUCUGCGUGAAGACAGUAAGCGAGGCGGGCACGUGUGUCUGGAGCACGACGAAGGUUAUAGAAUAUCUUUGGCAAUGAGAGCAAGAGGUGUGAUCCCUGAUUUCAGAGACCCCAACGUGAUACGUCUGGCCCCAACUGCUCUAUACACUAGCUAUGAGGAAGUAUACAAUAUGGUGGAUAUUAUAAUCGAUAUUGUUACAAAUGAAACUUAUAAGGAAUUUAGUUUAAAACGCAAUCUAGUUGUAUAGGUAGGUAAUAUUUAUUAGACACGGUUAUUAAUUUCAUUGUAAAUAUCAUUAAAAUCAUAUUUAAGACCCUUUUAUCACACAAUACAAGGCGAACGCAAUUAUUCCAACUUCCUCGAUCUACGACCAAUUAUUUACGAAACUCGGUUAUGUAUCGUAUACCUAUAGAUUACAACAUAAAUUACCAGCAAAUCGAUAUAUUUAAUGUGACUAAAACAUUCUUAAAAAAUAUUUUAUCUUUUAC